Molecule: messenger RNA, 6662 nt
Organism: Anolis sagrei ordinatus
Lineage: Eukaryota; Metazoa; Chordata; Lepidosauria; Squamata; Anolidae
Source: RefSeq, a predicted model, not a curated record
AUCAGAAAAUAGCACUUCAGCAUGAUUGCUACGAAAGAUUACCUCGCUGUGGUACUUCACAUUACUGUUCACAAGACAUUUCAACAUCAUUUCAUGAAAGAGAAUUUGUUAAAAUAUUUUCCAAGCAUUCCGCUACCGAUUUCCAAAUAUGCCCCCCUUCAGUAAAAACAGCUGGAAAAAAGGAAGUAAAGGAAGAGGAUACACAACGAGACGUCAAAAAAACGGGAAAGAAAAAGAGAAAAGGUAAAAUAUGGAGGCUAGCCGAAAUCCGUGACCUUUUAGUUAUAUGGGGACAACAUAAAUAUCAAGACACCCUGCAAGUGAUGCACAGGAAUAUUGAAGUAUUUCAAGAUAUUGCUACUGAAAUGAAGGCAAAGGGGCACAACAGGAACGCGGAGGAAUGCAGGGCAAAGUCCAAAAUGAUGCGACUAAAAUUUAAGGAGGUCCUCACCCAUAACAAGAAAUCUGGAAACGCUCCAAAAACUUGCCUGUUCUACAAAGAAUUAGAAGCUAUUUUGCUGAGAGACGCCAGUCCAGAACCAGCGAGAUUAUCUCAAAGUUUGCCAAUACGUUGGGUGCAAGGAAACAAAGAAGGAGAAGCAUCAGCCGUUCUGGAAGUUGAAGAAACAUGCUCUCAGGAAUCCUUCGGACUGUCCCCAUCACUACUUGAUGCCCAGAUUGCCACAGAAGAGGCAGCGGCCGAAGGGGAAUUUGACGUGAAUAUAGUUCUGGUUUCUCCACAAUCCAUGCCUGUGCGUCCUUCUUUUGGAGGAGAUGAAAAGACUGAUGCCAGCCUUCAGGCUUAUCCAGUUGGAGAACCAGAAGCAGGCAUCAGUCAGAAAACAGCACUUCAGCAUGAUAGCUACGAAAGAUUAUCUUACUGUGGAACUUCACAAUACUAUUCACAAGACAUGUCAACAUCAUUACAUGAAAGAGGAUUGAUUAAUUUGAUUCCCCAGCAUUCUGCUAGCAAUUUCCUAGAAUCCUCUCCUUCAGCUGGACAAAAGGAAGGAAAGGAUAAGGAUAGACAACGAGAAGCCCAAAAAAAGGAAAAGAGAAAGGGUAUUUUGUGGAAACUAGUCGAAAUCCGUGCCCUUUUAGAUAUAUGGGGGCAGCAGAAAUUCCAAGAUGCCCUGCAGGGGGUCCACCGGAAUAUUGAGGUGUUUGAGGAGAUUGCGGCUGAAAUGAGGGCAAGAGGGCACGACAGGAACGCGGAGGAAUGCCGGACAAAGGCCAAAAUGAUGCGACUAAAAUUUAAGGAGGUCUUCGACCAUAACCAGAAAUCUGGAAAUACUCCAAAAACUUGCUCGUUCUACAAAGAAUUAGAAGCUAUUUUACGGAGAGAUGCCAGCACAGAACCAGCGAGAGUAUCUCAAAAUUUGCCAAUACAUUGGGUGCAAGGAAACAAGGAAGGAGAAGCAUCAGCAAUUCCACAAGUUGAGAAAACAUGCUUUCAGGAAUCUAUCGGCAUGUCCCCAUCACUACUCGAUGCCCAGAUUGCCACAGAAGUGUCAGCAGUAGAAGUGGAAUUUGGCGUGAAUAUCGUCAUGGUUUCUCCAGCUCUUACUGAAUCUCCACAGUUCACACCCGUGCAAAUGCCUUUUGGACGCCAGAAAAAGACUGUUGUCAGCCUUCCAGCACAUUCAGUUGGAGAACCAGAAGCAGGCAUCAAUCAGAAAACAGCACUUCAACAGGAUUGCCAUGACAGAUUACUUCAGUCUAGUACUUCACAUUACUAUUCACAAGACAUUUCAACAUCAUUUUGCAAAAGAGGAUUCGUUAAUAGGAUUCCCCAGCAUUCCACUGGCAACUUCCUAGAGUGCCUCCCUGAAGGAAAGGAUGAAGAUACACAACAAGAAGUCCAGAAAGGGGGAAAGGGAAAAGAUAUUAUGUGGAAACUGGAUGAAAUCCGUGACCUUUUAGAUAUAUGGGGACAAGAGAAAUUUCAAGGCGCCCUGCAGCAUAUGAAUAGUGAGAUAUUUGAGGAAAUUGCUACUGAAAUGAGGACAAGAGGGCAUGACAGAAACGCGGAGGAAUGCAGGACAAGGGCCAAAAUGAUGCAAUUAACAUUUACGGAGGUCCUCGCUCAUAACAACAUAUCUGGAAAUGCUCCAAGAAUCUGCCCGUUCUACAAAGAAUUGGAAGUUAUUUUGCAGAGAGAUGCCAGCACAGAACCAGCGAGAUUAUCUCAAAGUUUGCCAAUACGCUGGGUGCAAGGAAACAAAGAAGGAGAAGCAGCAGCCAUUCUGGAAGCUGAAGAAACUUGCUCUCGGGAAUCCAUCGGACUGUCCCCAUCACUAUUUGAUGCCCAGAUUGCCACUGAAGAGGCAUCGGCUGAAGAAGAAUUCGACAUGAAUAUAGUUCUGGUGUCUCCAGCCCUUUCAGAAUCGCCACAACCCACACCCGUGCAAACGCUUUUUGGAGGAGACGAAGAGACUGAUGUUGGAGAACCAGAAGCAGGUUUCAAUCAAAAAACAGCACUUCAUCAGGAUUGCUACGAAAGAUUACCUCACUCUAGUAGAUCACAUGAUUGUUCACAAGACAUUUCAACAUCACUUCGCGAAAGAGUAGUUAAGCUAUUUUCCCAGAAUUCUGCUAGCAAUUUCCUAAAAUGCUCCCCUUCAGUGAGAACAGUCGGAGAAAACGAAGGAAAGGAUGAGGAUAGAGACCCCGAAGACAAAAAAAGGGGAAAGCUAAGAGGCAAACUAUGGAGACUGGCCGAAACCCGUGCCCUUUUAGAGAUAUGGGGACAGCAGAGCGUUCAAGAAGCCCUGAAGGUGAUGCACAGGAAUAUCGAGGUAUUUGAGGAAAUUGCUGCUGAAAUGAGUGCAAGAGGGCACGACAGGAACCCGGAGGAAUGCAGGGCAAAGGUCAAAAUGAUGCGACUAAAAUUUAAGGAGGUCCUUGCCCAUAACAAGAAAUCUGGAAAUGCUCCAAGAACUUGCCUGUUCUACAAAGAACUAGAAGCUAUUUUGCUGAGAGGUGCCAGCCCAGAACCAACAGGAUUAUCUCAAAGUUUGCCAAUACGUUGGGUGCCAGGAAACAAAGAAGGAGGAGCAUCAGCCAUUCUGCAAGUUGAAAAAACAUUCUCUCAGGAAUCCAUCGGACUUUCCCCAUCACUACUUGAUAGCCAGAUUGCCACAGAAGAGGCAACGACAAAAGAGGAAUUUAAUGUGAAUAGAGUCCUGGUGUCUUCAUCCCUUACUGAGCCUCCACAAUCCUCACCCAUGCGACCUUCUUUUGGAGGACAUGAAAAGACUCCUGUCAACCUCCCAGCACAUUCAGUUGGAGGACCAGAAGCAGGUAUCAAUCCGAAAACAGCAUUUAAACAUGAUAGCUACGAAAUAUUGCCUCACUCUGGUACAUCACAUUACUGUUCACAAGACAUUUCAACAGCAUUUCAUAAAAGUAAAGGUAAAAUAUUUUCCAAGCGUUCCACUAGCAAUUUCCUAGAAAGUUCCCCUUCAGUGAGAACAGCCCCAGAAAAGAAAGGAAAGGAUGAGGAUAGGCAACAAGAAAUCCAAAAAAAGGGAAAGAGGAGAGGUAGAAUGUGGAGACUAGCCGAAACCCGUGACCUGUUAGAUAUAUGGGGGCAUCAGAAAUUUCAAGAUGCCCUUCAGGUGAUGCAUAAAAAUAUUGAGGUAUUUGAGGAGAUUGCGACUGAAAUGAAGGCAAGAGGGCACAACAGGAACGCGGAGGGAUGCCGAGCAAAGGCCAAAAUGAUGCGACUGAAAUUUAAGGAGGUCUUCGACCAUAACCAGAAAUCUGGAAAUACUCCCAAAACUUGCUCAUUCUACAAAGAAUUAGAAGCUAUUUUAUGUAAAGAUGCCAGCACAGAACCAGCAAGAUCAUCUCAAAGUUUGCCAAUACGUUGGGUGCAAGGAAACGAAGAAGGAGAAGCGUCAGCAGGUCCAGAAGUGGAAGAAACAAGCUCUCAGGAAUCCAUCGGCCUGUCCCCAUCACUACUUGAUGUCCAGAUUGACGCAGAAGAGGCAACGACAAAAGAUAGAGUCCUGCUGUCUCCAGCCCUUACUGAAUCUCCACAAUCCACACCCGUGCCUUUUGGAGGACAUGAAAAGAGUGAUGUCAGCCUUCCAGCACAUUCACUUGGAGAACCAGAAGCAGGUAACAAUCAGAAAACAGCACUUCGACAGGAUUGCUCCGAAAGAUUACCUCCCUCUGGUACAUCACAUAAUUGUUCACAAGACAUUUCAACAUCAUUUUGUAAAAGAGGAGUAGUUAAAAUAUUUCCCCCGCAUUUCACUAGCCGUAUCCUAGAAAGCCCCCCUUCAGUGAGAACCGCUGGAGAAAAGGAAGGAAACGAUGAGGAUAGGCAAGGAGAAGUCCAAAAAAGGGGGAAAGGAAACGGCAUUAGGUGGAGCCUAGAGGAGACCCUUGACCUUUUAGAUAUAUGGGGACGGCAGAAAUUUCAAGAUGACUUGCAGACGAUACACAUGAAUCUUGAGAUAUAUGAGGAAAUUGCGGCUGAAAUGAGGGCAAGAGGGCACGACAGGAACGCGGAGGAAUGCAGGGCAAAGGCCAAAAUGAUGCGACUGAAAUUCAAGGAGGUCCUCGCCCAUAAUGAGGUAUCUGGAAACGCUCCAAGAACUUGCUCGUUCUACGAAGAAUUAGAAGUUAUUUUACAGAGAGAUGCCAGCACAGAACCGGCGAAAUUAACUCAAGGUUCAUCAAUACCGUGGGUGCAAGGAAACAAAGAAGGAGAAGCAUCAGCAGUUGCAGAACUUGUAGAAACAUGCUCUCAGGGAUCCAUUGGACUCUCCCCAUCAGUGCUUUGUACCCAGAUUGCCACGGAAGAGCCAAUGGUAAAAGAAGAAUUUGACAUGAAUAGAAUCCUGGUUUCUCCAGCUUUUACUGAAUCUCCACAAUCCACACCUGUGCAAAUUCCUUUUGGAGAUCAUGAAACGACUGAUGACAGCGUUCCAGCACAUUCAGUUCAAGAACCAGAAGCUGAGGCAACGGCAAAAGAGGAAUUUGAUGUGACCAGCGUCCUGGUGUCUCCAUCGCUUAUCGAAUUUCCACAAUCCCCACCUGUGCAAAUGCCUUUUGGAGGACAUAAAAAGACUCAGGUCAACCUUCCAGCACAUUCAGUUGGAGAACCAGAAGCAGGUAUCAGUCAGAAAACAGGACUUCAACAGGAUUGCUAUGAAAAAUUACCAUGCUGUGGAACUUCACAUUACUGUUCACAAGACAGGUCAACAUCAUUUCUUAUAAAGGAAUUAAUUAAACUACUUUCCCAGCAUUCCGCUAACGAUUUUCUAGAAUACCUCCCUUCACUGAGAACAAUUGGGCAAGUGGAUGAAGAUGGACCACGAGAAGUCCAAAGAAGGGGAAAGGGAAGAGGAAAAGGUAUUAGGUGGAAACUAGAUGAAACCCGGGACCUUUUAGAUAUAUGGGGACAGCAGAAAUUUCAAGAUGCCCUGCAUGGGGUGCACAGGAAUAUCGAGGUAUUUCAGGAAAUUGCUACUGAAAUGAGGGCAAGAGGGCAUAACAGGAAUGCGGAAGAAUGCAGAGCAAAGGCCAAAAAGAUGCGGCUAACGUUUACGGAGGUCCUCGCCCACAACAAAGUAUCUGGAAAUGCUCCAAUAACUUGCCCGUUCUACAAGGAAUUAGAAGUUAUUUUACGUAGAGAUGCCAGCACAGAAUCAACAAGAUUGUCUCAAAGUUCGGUGCAAACAGGCAAACAAGGAAAAGCAUCAGCAGUUCCAGAAGAUGAAGAAACAUGCUCCCAGGAAUCCAUUGGACUGUCCCCAUCACUACAUGAUGCCCAGAUCGCCACAGAAGAGCCAGGAGCAAAAGAGGAAUUUGACGCAAAUAGAGUCCUGGUAUCUCCAGGCCUUACUGAAUCUGGGCAAUCCACACCCCUGCAAACGCCUUUUGGAGAACAUGAAAAGACUGGUGUCAGCCUUCUGGCACAUUCAGUUGAAGAACCAGAAGCAGAUAGUGGUAUCCAUCAGAAAACAGCACUUCAACGGGAUUGCUACGAAAAAUUACCUUGCUGUGGCACUUCCCAUUACUGUCCACAAGGCAUUUCCACAUCCUUCCUUAAAACAGAACUAACGAAACUCCUUUCCCAGCACUCUGCUACCAAUUUCCUAGAAUACCUCUCUUCACUGAGAACUACUGGGCAAAACGAAGGAACAGUUGAGGAAGUUAAAAGAAAGGGAAAGGGGAAAGGUAUUACGUGGAAAAUACACGAAACCCAUGACCUUUUAGAGAUAUGGGGUCAGCAGAAAUUUCAAGACGCCCUGCAAGUGAUGCACAGGAAUAUUGAGGUGUUUGAGGAAAUUGCUGCGGAAAUGAGGGCGAAAGGACACGACAGGAAUGCGGAGGAGUGCAGGACAAAGGCCAAAAAGAUGAGGCUGACCUUUAAGGAGGUCCUCGCACAUAACAGCGUCCCUGGAAAUGCUCCAAGGACUUGCCCGUUCUACAAAGAAUUGGAAGUUAUUUUACAAGGAGAUGCCAGCACAGAACCAGCAAGGGUAUCCCAAAGUUUGCCGGUACAUUGGGAGCAAGGAAACAAGGAAGGAGGAGCAUCAGCCGUUCCGGAAGUUGAAGAAACAUGCUCUCAGGAAUCCAUCACACUCUCCCCAUCACUACUUGAUGCUCAGAUUGCCACAGAAGGUAUAUGUGAUAGCAUUUAA